GCAAUCUUGAGGCUUCUAAGCAGAAUUACAUUGAUCGAGCACUUGUGAAACCUUUGCUAGUGUAACCCAUCAAUUACCUAUAGAACCCAUACAAAUUAUGGGGUUUGAUGAUUUUUGUUUCAUGGCACAAGGACAUGCUGAUAAUGUUUACAUGCAAUGUGUGUCAGCAUGAUAUGUGUUGAUCAGCAUGGCCAACUUUUGCCAUUCCUGUCUGGAACUAGAAACAUGGAGGAAAGAACUGUCUGUGUGUGUUCCUGUCACCUAGUUGAUUUAGAAUGUCUUCAUGUCAGCCUCUCCAAGUCAUAGAACCAUUUGAGAUGGUUUGUGGGUUACUAAAUGUGCCAAACAUGAGACAUUUAGAUGACUUUGAUGGUUAUUUAAAUGGCAUCUCAUCUUCUACUUUAAUAUCAUUUGUUAUGGUUGCAUUAGGCUAAUCUCAUGAAGUUAUUUCAGAGAAAUAAUAAUGCACUAUGUACAUAUUUUGCCUCCUAUGUUGAAUAAAAAAAAUAUUCUGGUUUAUCGUACCCUUCUUAAUCCCCCUUUCAACAUGAGAUUAGAUACCAUUAAUUCUUACCUGGGAUGGAUAACCCAUUUCCUGGAUAAGUUUAACUCAAAUAUUUAACACUGGACAAGGCUUUUAGUCAGCAAUUGGUGGUAUUCCUAUCUUCUGUUAUGCAUGCCUUUCAGGGAUCAACACAUGGGUCAUCAGCAUUGAUCUGUACUUCUCCAGUGCAUCUAUUACCAUAGUCUUGUUUGCGUUUGAUCCUGCGGAAAGCCAUCACAGAGAGAAGAGAGAUUCCAGCAGUAGGUAGGCUUGCAGAACUUCUGAGUAUCUGAUAUUUGGAGAAAAUGAACGCACUGGUCGCAACAAGUAGAAAUUUCAAGCAGGCUGCUAAGCUGCUGGGAUUGGACUCUAAGCUGGAAAAAAGUUUGCUAAUUCCAUUCAGAGAGAUUAAGGUUGAGUGCACAAUUCCAAAAGAUGAUGGCACUUUGGCAUCUUUUGUGGGGUUUAGGGUGCAGCAUGAUAAUGCCAGAGGCCCUAUGAAGGGAGGAAUCAGAUACCAUCAUGAGGUUGACCCAGACGAGGUGAAUGCCUUGGCACAAUUAAUGACUUGGAAAACAGCUGUAGCAAAUAUACCAUAUGGGGGUGCUAAAGGUGGAAUAGGAUGCAGUCCUGGAAAACUUAGUUGUUCUGAACUUGAGAGGCUUACCAGAGUUUUCACACAGAAGAUACAUGAUCUAAUUGGCAUUCACACUGAUGUUCCAGCACCCGAUAUGGGAACUAAUUCACAGACAAUGGCUUGGAUACUUGAUGAGUACUCAAAAUUUCAUGGCCACUCACCAGCAGUUGUGACUGGAAAACCUAUUGAUCUUGGUGGAUCUCUGGGUAGAGAGGCGGCUACUGGAAGGGGGGUCCUGUUUGCAACAGAAGCCGUACUUGCAGAAUAUGGAAAGAGCAUUAAAGAUCAGCGCUUCAUAAUACAGGGCUUUGGUAAUGUUGGUUCUUGGGCUGCCCAACUUAUCAGUGAAGCUGGUGGUAAGGUGAUUGCUAUAAGCGAUGUGACAGGGGCCGUCAAGAACACUAAUGGUCUUGACAUCGAAAACCUACUUAAGCACAGCGCGGAGAAUCGUGGAAUCAAAGGUUUCAGUGGUGGAGAAUCAAUUGAUCCAAGUUCCUUGCUUACCAAAGACUGUGAUGUUCUUAUUCCAGCAGCACUUGGAGGUGUAAUAAACAGGGAAAAUGCUAAUGACAUAAGGGCCAAAUUCAUCAUUGAGGCAGCAAAUCAUCCAACUGACCCUGAGGCUGAUGAGAUCUUAUCAAAGAAAGGUGUUAUCAUUCUUCCAGACAUAUAUGCAAAUUCUGGCGGUGUUACUGUGAGUUAUUUUGAGUGGGUUCAGAAUAUUCAAGGAUUCAUGUGGGAUGAAAAGAAGGUUAAUGCGGAGCUGAAAACAUAUAUGACUCGAGGCUUCAAAGAUAUGAAGGAGAUGUGCAAGACGCACAACUGUGACCUCCGCAUGGGUGCUUUCACACUUGGAGUCAACCGAGUUGCACGAGCAACCGUUCUCCGAGGAUGGGAAGCUUAGUGGCCUGAUUCCCCCUUUUUCCAUAUUGCGACAAAAUAAUAGUUCCCUAAUUGUCAUUUAGAGAACAAUUUGGGCCCUGUCAUCAACAAAAACUUCACCUGAUUUGACUUUGAUGUGAGGUACUGUGAGGUUGGGUAUGCUUGAUGGUCAUCAAUCACUUUGAUUUUGAUGAUCUUCUUUUUCUAAAACCAAAUCAUUAGUAUUGAUCUGAUUUUAUGCAA
Molecule: messenger RNA, 2306 nt
Organism: Musa acuminata AAA Group (dessert banana)
Lineage: Eukaryota; Viridiplantae; Streptophyta; Magnoliopsida; Zingiberales; Musaceae
Product: glutamate dehydrogenase 1, mitochondrial
Exons: 11
Coding region: 850-2085 (411 amino acids)
Biological process (GO): L-glutamate catabolic process
Cellular component (GO): mitochondrion
Molecular function (GO): L-glutamate dehydrogenase (NAD+) activity
Source: RefSeq, a predicted model, not a curated record